AGAGUUUCUAGAGAGAGAGAGAGUAGAGUGCAUUAGUACUGGAAGUCCAUACAAGAGUGAAAAAUGAUAAAGAAGGGAAAGAAGGGAAAAAGAGGAAAUAAGGAGGAUUUCCAUUUUGUUAUAAGAGAGGAUCCUGAGAGGAGAGGUGGUGUGUAAAUUAGGUUAAGUCGAGAGUGGUAGCUUCUCCACUACAUCCCUUAAUUAGAGAAAUCUCCCAGUUUUGGUAGAAGGAAUUAUCAGAACCCCAUUGGCUCUUCUCUCUCUCUGUCCUCUCAUUCUCUCCUUCUUCUUCUGUGUAAAAUCUAUCUCAUCUUUACAUAUUAUGUGUGCACCAAUGACUCUGCUUAUUCUUAGAUUUACCCUUUUCUUUCCAUCUUAGUUCCUUUCUUCUGUUGCAAAGAGAGGACGAGAGAGAAAAACAACCCAGAUAAAACAGGAAACAAAAAAAGGAGAGAGAGAGAGGGUGAGGGUGAGACACUUUUGAAAACACUUUCUCUCUCAUUCUCUAUCACUCUGUGGCUAGAGAGAGAGAGAGAGAUGGGGAGGGGACGUGUGGAGCUGAAGAGGAUCGAGAACAAGAUUAAUCGUCAGGUAACCUUCUCCAAACGGAGAAACGGUUUGCUUAAGAAAGCUUACGAGCUUUCUGUGCUUUGUGAUGCUGAGGUUGCUCUCAUCGUCUUCUCCAGUCGCGGCAAGCUCUAUGAGUUUGGAAGCGCCGGUAUGAACAAAACACUUGAGCGCUACCAAAGAUGCUGUUACACUCCUCAAGACACCAGUGCUGCUGAUCGUGAAACUCAGAGCUGGUACCAGGAAGUCUCCAAGUUGAAGGCAAAAUAUGAAUCUCUUCAACGCUCACAGAGGCAUUUGCUUGGGGAGGAUCUUGGUCCACUUAGUGUGAAAGAGCUGCAAAAUCUUGAGAAACAGCUUGAAGGAGCUCUGACGCAAGCAAGGCAACGAAAGACACAAAUGAUGCUUGAACAAAUGGAAGAACUCCGCCGAAAGGAGCGUUAUCUUGGAGACAUAAACAAGCAGCUCAAAAAUAAGUUGGUUGAGCUUGAAGCUGAAGGACAUGGCUCUCUUAGAGCCAUUCAAUGCUCCUGGGAUUCUACUUCAGUGAUUGGAAACAGCACUUUUACUACACACCCUUCUCAGUCCAACCCCAUGGACUGUGAACCCACCUUACAAAUAGGUGCAGGUACCACCACUUUGUUACACCAGAAGGAACAACCAUUCCUCGGAAUGUAUCUGGUGAGAGUAACUUCAUCCAUGGAUGGGUCCUCUGAACUCUCAGGCAAACUCAGCAAAAGACCAAAAACUAUAAGCUUGAAUAUAUGCUGUGGAUAAGAUGGGAUUUGUUGAAUUAUUAACAUAUUAUAUGUUUUCUCUAAGCUUCUAUGCCAUGGUUUGAUGGAUCUGCAUGCUUUGAUCAUGAUUCAUGAUUA
This is a messenger RNA of Macadamia integrifolia, 1442 nucleotides long. Its product is annotated as agamous-like MADS-box protein MADS3. The transcript is spliced from 8 exons. Gene Ontology annotation, biological process: positive regulation of transcription by RNA polymerase II. NCBI's taxonomy places the organism in Eukaryota, Viridiplantae, Streptophyta, Magnoliopsida, Proteales, Proteaceae. Gene Ontology annotation, molecular function: protein dimerization activity; DNA-binding transcription factor activity, RNA polymerase II-specific; RNA polymerase II cis-regulatory region sequence-specific DNA binding. The coding region runs from base 538 to 1344 and encodes 268 amino acids. The record is from RefSeq and is a predicted model, not a curated record. Gene Ontology annotation, cellular component: nucleus.